GCAAUGGCCAUGCAGAUGCAGCUGGAAGCCAACGCAGACACCUCAGCAGAGGAGGAGAGCUUUGGGCCACAGCUCAUCUCCAGGUUAGAGCAAUGUGGGAUAAAUGCCAACGAUGUGAAGAAGCUGGAGGAAGCUGGAUUCCACACAGUGGAGGCUGUUGCCUAUGCACCAAAGAAGGAGCUACUGAACAUCAAAGGCAUCAGUGAAGCCAAAGCUGACAAGAUCUUGGCUGAGGCAGCUAAGCUGGUUCCCAUGGGCUUCACCACGGCAACAGAGUUCCACCAGCGAAGGUCAGAGAUCAUCCAGAUCACCACUGGCUCCAAGGAACUUGAUAAGCUCCUUCAGGGAGGAGUGGAGACAGGCUCCAUAACAGAGCUCUUCGGGGAGUUCCGCACCGGCAAGACACAGCUCUGCCAUACGCUGGCAGUGACCUGCCAGCUCCCCAUUGACCGCGGUGGUGGCGAAGGCAAAGCUAUGUACAUCGACACCGAGGGCACCUUCCGCCCAGAGCGGCUGCUGGCUGUGGCCGAGAGGUAUGGCUUAUCCGGCAGCGACGUCCUGGACAACGUGGCCUACGCCCGAGGCUUCAACACAGACCACCAGACCCAGCUCCUCUACCAGGCCUCUGCUAUGAUGGCUGAGUCAAGGUACGCGCUGCUGGUGGUGGACAGCGCCACGGCGCUGUACCGCACGGACUACGCGGGCAGGGGCGAGCUGGCGGCGCGGCAGAUGCACCUGGCCCGGUUCCUGCGCAUGCUGCUGCGCCUGGCGGACGAGUUCGGCGUGGCAGUGGUGAUCACCAACCAGGUGGUCGCUCAAGUCGAUGGAGCAGCCAUGUUUGCUGCAGACCCCAAGAAGCCCAUCGGAGGAAACAUCAUAGCCCACGCUUCCACCACCAGGCUGUACCUGCGCAAGGGCCGGGGCGAGACCAGGAUCUGCAAGAUCUAUGACUCCCCCUGCCUGCCCGAGGCUGAGGCCAUGUUUGCCAUCAGUGCUGAUGGAGUGGGAGAUGCUAAAGACUGAAGGCUCCAUUUCAUCUCCUGCCUCAUCCAUGACCAGGUGCCCAUGAAAGGCUCCUUUCUUCAUGGCACCUUCUGGAUGCUUUCCCACUGCGGCUGCUGAGAUGCUGGCAGAGGAAUCCCUUGGGGUUUGGGGAGGUCCCUCAGGGGCAGACAGCUUGAGACACAGCUGGAGGUGUUGCUUGGAGACCU
This is a messenger RNA of Dryobates pubescens (Downy woodpecker), 1211 nucleotides long. It is a transcript of the gene RAD51, whose product is annotated as RAD51 recombinase. Gene Ontology annotation, molecular function: DNA strand exchange activity; ATP binding; single-stranded DNA binding. The coding region runs from base 4 to 1023 and encodes 339 amino acids. Gene Ontology annotation, biological process: DNA recombinase assembly; DNA strand invasion; mitotic recombination-dependent replication fork processing. The record is from RefSeq and is a predicted model, not a curated record. The transcript has 9 exons. NCBI's taxonomy places the organism in Eukaryota, Metazoa, Chordata, Aves, Piciformes, Picidae. Gene Ontology annotation, cellular component: condensed nuclear chromosome.